Asparagus officinalis (garden asparagus) is the source of this 2155-nucleotide messenger RNA. RefSeq names its product protein REDUCED WALL ACETYLATION 3-like. The record is from RefSeq and is a predicted model, not a curated record. Gene Ontology annotation, cellular component: Golgi apparatus. Gene Ontology annotation, molecular function: acetyltransferase activity. The transcript is spliced from 17 exons. Gene Ontology annotation, biological process: plant-type secondary cell wall biogenesis; xyloglucan metabolic process; xylan biosynthetic process. Lineage: Eukaryota; Viridiplantae; Streptophyta; Magnoliopsida; Asparagales; Asparagaceae. The coding region runs from base 141 to 1778 and encodes 545 amino acids.
AAUUGCUGUUGCUGUUGUUGUUGCUUCAGAUCCCCUCUUUCUUUGAUUUAAAUUCCCACCAAUUCCCCCCCGUGUUCUUCAAGUUUCAAUCACAUCGCCAACGGACGAAAGGCCGCGGAUCUCAUUUCCUUUGAGAGGAAAUGGUGGUCGCCGGCCCUCUGACCCCUGGCCAGGUGUCAUUUUUGCUGGGUUUCAUUCCUGUAUUUACUGCAUGGAUAUAUUCAGAGAUAUUGGAGUAUAGAAAACCUUCCGCUCCUGCAAAAGUACAUUCAGAUACCAAUUUGGUUGAAUUGGGAAAUGGAACGAUCAAGGAAGAUGAUAAGGCUGUAUUACUUGAAGGAGGUCUAUCAAAAUCAUCAUCUGCAAAAUUUAUGAGUGCUUCGGUCCGAACAACCUUAAUCAGGUUUAUAACGAUGGAUGAUUCUUUUUUGCUUGAAAAUCGAGCAAUUUUAAGAGCCAUGUCGGAAUUUGGGGCAACUCUUAUUUACUUCUACCUGUGUGAUAGGACAAACUUGUUUGCAGAAUCUAAGAAGAGUUACAGUCGAGACCUUUUUCUCUUUCUCUAUGCUCUUCUUAUCAUAGCUUCAGCCCUGACUUCUCUGAAGAAGCACCAUGACAAGUCUGCAUUCUCAGGGAAAGCAAUACUUUAUUUGAAUCGACACCAGACAGAGGAAUGGAAAGGAUGGAUGCAGGUCUUAUUUUUAAUGUACCACUACUUUGCUGCCUUUGAGAUUUAUAAUGCAAUCCGUGUGUUCAUUGCUGCUUAUGUCUGGAUGACUGGAUUUGGGAAUUUCUCUUACUAUUACAUACGAAAGGAUUUUAGCCUUGCUCGGUUUGCUCAGAUGAUGUGGCGGCUAAAUUUCUUUGUAGCCUUCUGCUGUAUUAUUCUGAACAAUGACUACAUGUUGUAUUAUAUCUGUCCUAUGCACACACUCUUUACACUUAUGGUAUAUGGAGCACUAGGCAUCUUUAACAAAUAUAAUGAGAUUGGAGCAGUGAUGGCCAUUAAGAUGGCCGCUUGCUUUUUGGUGGUGAUCUUAAUUUGGGAAGUUCCUGGAGUUUUUGAACUUAUAUGGAGUCCUUUUACCUUUUUAGUAGGAUAUAAAGAUGCAGAUCCUGCUAAAGCAAACCUACCUCUCUUGCAUGAAUGGCACUUUAGAUCUGGCCUUGACCGUUAUAUUUGGAUUGUCGGAAUGAUAUACGCAUAUUAUCACCCAACUGUCGAAAGAUGGAUGGAAAAACUAGAAGAGUCUGAAACCAAAAGGAGACUAUCAAUCAAAACGAGCAUUGUUACAGUUGCUUUGGUGGCUGGUUAUUUGUGGUAUGAAUUCAUCUACAAGCUAGACAAAAUUACGUACAAUAAGUAUCAUCCUUACACAUCAUGGAUCCCCAUCACUGUUUACAUUUGCCUGCGUAAUUUCACCCAACAUAUCCGCAAUUUCUCAUUGACUCUUUUUGCGUGGCUUGGCAAAGUCACCCUGGAGACAUACAUCUCCCAAAUCCACAUCUGGUUGAGGUCAGACUUGCCUAAUGGUCAACCCAAGUGGCUUCUCUCUUUCAUUCCAGAUUACCCUUUGCUCAAUUUCUUGCUCACAACUGCAAUUUAUCUCUUUAUAUCAUAUCGGGUGUUCAACCUGACAAAUUCACUUAAGAUUGCUUUUGUUCCUAGUAAAGACAACAAGAGGCUGCUGCAUAAUUUUAUUGCUGGAGCAGCAAUUUCUGUGUGCUUGUACUGCGUUUCAUUAAUUCUAGUUUCCGUCCCUCGGUUAUUGGCAUGAUGAUGUGCAACGUGAAUGUUUUCAGUUUUAAUAUCCUCAGAGGUGAAUGGAACGUUCAGUUUCUGAGAUGCUAGUCCUGGCAUUUUUUCGAAAUCGAAAGAAAAAUAGAUUUGUUUUUCGGCCCAUAACUUCAAUUUGUUUUGCCAAAGAAUGGAAAGAGAGAGGGGUAAGGCCUGCUUGGUAUAGGUUUGUAAUAGUUGAGAUAGGAUGGAAGCUCUGUAUAUUUCCUUUUCUCCCCAAGUGUUUUUCAGUUUCAUUAGCUGGUGAUGUAUUGUUUGAUUACUGGGAUGUUUACUGAAUCUUUCUUCAAAUGAAGCGAUUACUGUAAAAACAUAAAAUGUUCAUUGUCUUGAUGUUACAUUUGUCUUUAUUCGUAA